UUUGUGUAGUGAGUGUUAUAAUUAGUAUUAAACGUGAUACACAAAAAUAUCUGUCGACUAACAAAGUUAUUAUUAAGCAGCAGUUUGUAGUGAAUCUCAGUAAAUAGUUACAAUAAAAAGUGAAAUAUGUUAAUAUCUAAAGAUAAAAUUUUAACGCAAUCACAACUGAGAAAGUUGGCAGAGCAUAAAUACAGCGUAGAAUCGUAUUCACUAUUUGAGCCUUACCUUCAGCCUUAUUGGAAUUGGCUCGUCUCAAAAGUGCCAUUGUGGUUGGCUCCAAAUCUAAUAACAAUAAUAGGCCUUCUCGUGAAUAUUUUAACAGCUUUGAUACUCAUGUAUUAUGACCCCGACGCAAAAGGAACACAUGAACCACCAAGGUGGACAUAUUUACUAUGUGCUGUUGGAAUAUUUGUUUAUCAAUCACUUGACGCAAUCGAUGGAAAACAAGCGAGAAGAACGGGAUCUGCGACGCCGAUGGGUGAACUUUUCGAUCAUGGAUGCGACAGCAUAUCAACUGUAUUCGUCGCUAUUUCAACUUGCGUUUCAGUACAAUUUGGAAACCACCCGAAGCUUAUGUUCAUAGAAGUUUUUUGCGUGUUCGCAUUAUUUUAUUGUGCACAUUGGCAAGCUUAUGUGAGUGGUACACUUCACUUUGGGAAGAUUGAUGUGACGGAAGCUCAGUAUGCGGUAAUAACUAUUCACGUUGUGACAUUCUUUGUGGGCCCUCAAGUGUGGUCGAAAAAGAUAUUUGGGAAGUUUGAGCCAUGGGUGUUUAUUAUUGGAAUGACGAUUAUCACCGGAUUCCUAGUCGUCAAUGACUUCCUCUCAACGAUUCAACGAGGUGGAAGCGGCAAAAAUGGUUCGACCGUUGCUGGCACAAGCAUAUUAUCACCAAUUUUGCCUUUCUUAUUCAUCAUCAUUCCAUCCUAUGUAAUCGCCAUCAAAUCAAAAUCGGGAAUUUACGAUUCACAUCCGACACUAUACAUGAUAACAUUCGGUAUUCUAUUUGCGAAAAUCACCAACAAGCUUGUCAUUGCGCAUUUGUCAAAGAGUCAAAUGGAUAUGAAAGAUUCGGGGAUGUUCGGCCCGACAAUCCUUUUCCUAAAUCAGUAUUUCAACGAUUUCAUUCCGGAGUAUUAUGCGCUUUGGCUUGCCCUAGCUUGGGUGACAUUUGAUUUGCUAUAUUACUGUUCACAUGUAUGCUUCGAGAUGUGCGACUUUAUGAAUAUUAAAUUGUUCACAAUUCCCUAUCCACCACCACCAUCAUCGAAGUCGUCUACAAAAAGCAACGUCAACAGUGCGACAAAAUGAAGCGAAUCUCGGAAUUGAAUCAAACACGGAAAUGAUUCUCAUUUCACUUAAAAAUUAAUUAAAUCAUUCAACUCGAUUCUUGCCUAUUUCUCAAAAAAUGACGAUUAUUUUUAUGACGUAACCAAAUAAUAGAAAAAGAAAUUAUCGGCUAUUGAAAAUCUAUAAUAAUUUUUAUUUAUAACUUUUUUUUUGGCUUUUGCACAUAUCUGUGCAAUAUCUGUCUGUAACGUGUCAAAUUUUAAUGAUAAAAUUUUAUUUAUAUCCUCGAAAUAGUAAAAUUAAAAUUUAUUGAUAUUUUACUGUCAACAUUUUAACUUUUAACCGUAUUGCAAAAAAAAAAGCAAACAAACAAUUGCUAUGAGAUAAAAUUGAAAAUCAACCGCAGUACAAGUUACCUACCAGUGUAUCGAAAUUAAAAUAAGUGAUGUGAGAAAAUGUACAUUUUGUGCAGCUUGCCUUAAACAUUUUAAGUUGAACACAAUGAAGAUUUAAUGCUAUUUAAAUGUUAUUGAUGAAAAAACUGUUUCAAGUUGAAUAAUCUCGAAGGAAAUUCAGCUUCAACUUAAUAAAUUAUUGGCAUGAAUAAUUUUCGAAUAUUUUAAUCGACCAAUGUUCACUUCUAUGUAUAAUUAAAAAAAGGAAUUUUAUGCCUUUAAUAUGAAAUUAAAAGAAAAUAUUUAUUUUUGCUUUAGGGAAGAAAAGUUAUCUUCAACUGACUCAUUUAGGGAACUUUUGGCAACGAAACUUUGUGCUUUUUAUUUUAUAAAAAGAGAAAACUUUAUUCAGAAUCUGUUUUACUUUUUGAUUCGUAAUAUUCAAAUAUUGAUUGAAAUUUCAAUGAAUUCCAAUUGGCAACAUGAAACUUAAUACUUUAGUCGUGCAUGCAUACAUAAAUUUAUAUAAAUAUUAAAUUAUUAAUUAAUUAAA
Clunio marinus is the source of this 2238-nucleotide messenger RNA. The record is from the annotation of a GenBank genome assembly. Lineage: Eukaryota; Metazoa; Arthropoda; Insecta; Diptera; Chironomidae.